GCGUCAUUUGAUUUUUUUUCCUUUGCGUCUAUGCCUGUAUGGAAAACACAGACAAGGCGAGUGUAGAACAAACACUGUUUUGUAUUUUCACUCUCCAAUGGCGCACGAAGCGAGCAUCAAGGUCGAGAUUCCCAGCCGCCUCGAGGAGCUCUGGGAGCUCUCGCCUCACCUCCCAUCUCCACAGCGAUUAAACGCCGCAUUCGACAGCAUCGCGGUCUCUUCCUUUCCCCCACUCGGAGAAGCCAAAGUGAUCGAAAUAGCAUCAGACGCGAGCAUUGCGGAAGCUGUCCAGAUUCUAGCGAGGAACAACGUUUUGAGCGCACCGGUGAGAGAUGUGGAGGCCCCCGACGACGCGAGCUGGAUCGAUCGGUACAUAGGAAUCGUCGAGUUUGCUGGGAUCAUCUUGUGGCUGCUCCAACAGUCCGGAGUGUCCUCUCCCAAGGCUAGUGCAAAGCUAGAAAAUUUGCAAGCAGCGGCACUCGCAUCUUCGGGGAGCUUUGGACGUACAGCUGUUCCAGAGCCGUAUCCACCGGAAAUUUUAGAAAGCGAUUUCUUUGAAGAACUUACUUCCUCGUCCUGCUACAAUCAAAGCAAGGUGAAAGACAUCGUUGGAUCGUUUAGAUGGGCUCCAUUCCUCCCGGUGCAAAAAUCCGACACUCUUCUCACAGUGCUACUGCUGCUGUCGAAUUAUCACAUGAAAAGCCUCCCGGUUGUGGAAUCUGGACGAGCAGAGAUACAAGGUCUCAUCACGCAAUCAGCAGUAGUUCAUGUUCUCUCGCAGUGCAUUGGCAUACCUUGGUUCGACAGCCUCGGUAAGCUGUCGUUAGCACAGCUUGGCCUCCCAUCGACAACAUCAGCCAAAAUGUUGAAGAUCGUGGAAGACGAGCCAGUUCUUCGAGCGUUUCGAGUGAUGCGGUACCACAACGUUGGCGGCUUGCCUGUCAUCACAAAGUCUGACAACAAACCAAUCGGUAACAUCAGUAUCAGAGACGUCCGGUUUCUACUUACAGCCCCACAAGUUUACAAAUCUCACCGAACAAUAACAGCGAAGGAUUUCCUCCAAGUUACAAAGUCGAUCUUGCAAAAAGACCAGCCUUCCUCACCGAUCCUCCACCCUGUCAUCGUUUGCACGUCGAGUGAGAGGCUCCAGGACGUGAUCUCCAAGCUGGACAGGGCCCGAAUCCACCGCAUCUACGUCGUGGACAAGCACGGCCACCUCGAAGGUGUGGUGACCUUGAGAGACAUCAUCUCCAAGUUCGUGGACGAGCCUCCGGGUUACUUUGGAGAUUUCUUCGCCGGCGUAGUUCCUGCCACAAGAACUUGCAAAGUGUGAAUUCUUCCUGUCAGUUACAGAAUGGUAAGAACAUACCAGUGAAACAAACUUGGAUCUCCCAAGUUCGUGCAGCAGCGUCCGGACGCUUUAUUGUGUAGUUCCUGCCACAAGGAACUCAAACAUGCUGUAAAUCUGUAAGAACAAACCCAGUGAAAGACUUGGAUGAGUAGAGGAUUUGGUUUAUUGCGCU
This is a messenger RNA of Selaginella moellendorffii, 1523 nucleotides long. Its product is annotated as SNF1-related protein kinase regulatory subunit gamma-1. NCBI's taxonomy places the organism in Eukaryota, Viridiplantae, Streptophyta, Lycopodiopsida, Selaginellales, Selaginellaceae. The coding region runs from base 98 to 1333 and encodes 411 amino acids. The record is from RefSeq and is a predicted model, not a curated record. The transcript is spliced from 6 exons.